GUGCGGUUGAAACACAACCGACUGGUUGUUUACGAUUGCUUGAUUGGUCGAUCAGUCAGGUAGUUUAUUGCUUGAUUGAUCGAUCAGUUUUUAUUUUUAUUUUUUAAAUAGGUAAUUUGAUUGGUCCAUUGGUUGGUUUACUGAUUAAACCAAUCAGCCGAUUCGUGUUUACUGAUACCUGCCAUGGCAGAAAUGGGCAACAAGCUCUCCAGUUUGCGAAGGCUGAUGGAAUCACAAAGUGGAGGUGCUCUUCAAGCGUACGUAGUACCUUCCGAAGACGCCCAUCAGAGUGAAUAUGUUGCGGCUAGAGAUGAGAGGAGGGCUUUCAUCACAGGGUUCACUGGUUCUGCAGGCGUUGCUGUUGUCACAGCCACAGAGGCACUUAUGUGGACUGAUGGACGGUACUUCCUGCAGGCUGAGAAACAGUUCGUGGGAACUGAGUGGAAACUCAUGAGGACCGGUGAGGACCCUGCUUUGGAAAGGUGGAUGGCGGAUAAUCUCCCACCGAAGUCGAGGGUUGGCUUUGAUCCUUCCUGUGUUUCAAUCGACACAGUCAACAUCUGGAGCCGAGCGCUCGAGAAGGCAGGGCAUAAGACUGUGGCAGUGUCACAGAACUUGAUUGAUCUGCUGUGGAAAGACAGGCCUGCGCCAAAGAUAACGAAGGUGGUGGAACAUCCCAUUGAGUUUACAGGGAAGUCCACCAAAGAUAAGCUGAAAGACCUGAGACUGGAACUUCGUGAAAAAAGAGCGUUUGCAAUUGUUGUCACAGGUCUGGAUGAGGCGAAUAGUGUUCAGAUAGUUGGUUACAAUUCGAUUCUUGAUGAUGUAAGGAGAAUUUCAGCAAAGAUAAUGGGCUCUCAUGGUCAAGAAGGUUUGUUGAGAAAAUCGGAGAGCGCUGUGAGCGAAAGCAGUGGCAAGGAGGACACAUCACUGGAUGCUAGGGACAGCAUUGAAUCUCACGAGUUGAAGGAAACUUCUGGAAGCUCUGUUGCCCUUACAAGUGAGGGAAGGGAGUUGCGAUCUCAACGCAACAGUGUUGGGGACAUAGACAAGACUGAGGAUACGGGGACUCCGGACAAUAGGGCAUGGAAGGAGGGUCGUGAAACCGCCACCCCAGCCGACAGCACUGAACUGUCUGACAGCUUAGGCGGCCUUCCUACAUCAAGAGAUGCAACAGCUGGAGCAAGCGACAGUGGGAGUGAUGUUGACGUCACACAGUCUGUAAUUGGAGAGGCGGGAGAGGAGAAAAUGAAGCUAUGGCUCGAUCCUGCAGCCUGCAACUAUGCGAUUUUCUGUGCAGCGGCCUUGCCAACAGAGAGACUACUGCAGAAGGCAUCACCCAUAGCCUUGGCGAAGGCCUUGAAGCAACCAGCUGAGCUAGAUGGCAUGCGGAACUCGCAUAUACGGGAUGCAGUGGCACUUGUUCGAUAUUUUGCAUGGCUUGAUGAACAGAUGCAAGCGCGUUACGGAGUUGGAGGUUAUUUCUCGGAGUCGCCGAAGGAUAUCUCAACCGCAACGGAGCCAGGACAGCCUGACGAGUUCACCGAAGUCACAGUUGCUGACAAGUUGGAGGAGUUUCGGAGGCCGCAUUUGAUCAGCUUUCGCUCACCGCCGAGGAACGUACCUUUGAUGGCGGACAUGACUGUGACUAUUGAGCCUGGAUACUACGAGGAGGGGUGCUUUGGCAUUCGAAUAGAGAAUGUGACGAUCAUAAAGGAAGUCAUUUGUGAGCACAAUUUUGGCAACAAGGGCUUUCUCGGGUUUGAACCCAUUACCUGGGUACCCAUUCAGACCAAACUGAUGGACCUCUCUCUGAUGUCAGAGGCAGAGAUGAACUGGGUGGAUGAAUACCAUGCACAGUGUCGGUCAAAGCUAGAAAAGUUGGUUCCAGAGGAGGUCGGAGACUGGUUGAGAAAGGCGACCGAGCCUUUGCAGCGGCCGCCGUGCAACAAGUAGUAUUUGUCACGUGUCCUCGACUUUCAUUUGUUGUUGGAAGUCUCUCGCUGGCUCGUCGUCAUGCUCUUUAAACGUCGAAGUGGCGGCCGCUUCUCCAACCAACUGCCACUUCAUGGCGUUGUCUCAUCAGCAAGGAGAUUUGCUGAAGCAAUAACAGAAGCAGCGGGCCCCUCUAGCGCAAUCCGAACUUCUGUCCCUGGCGGAAAACACCAGAUGAGUCCUCUCCUUCCUCUGCCUUUGUGUAAAAAAAACUCGUACGCCUCAGGCCCCUCUACCGAUUUAAAGAGGAACAGGAAAUUGUUACUUAGCUCAUGUAGAAAGCAGGGAGGAGAGGACAGCUCUGCUUGUACUUGUGUUAAAAAAAACUCCUACGCCUCAGGCCCCUCUACGUUUCCGGCGGUUUCCCGCUCCCCAUUAUCGCAGUGAUGGUGGGGGGAGAGAAGAUUCAUUCCCCGACAGCAUCGACAUUCGCGUAGACGGAAAUGGCGUUAGCCUCGACCCUGCAUCGUGAACAAAAGAAAAAUGAUGUUCCUUCCCAUCCUGCAGGGAGGACAUGGCAUUCGCCACGAUUUGUGGGAAGCCGACAGGGCACACUUCGCCACUCGCUAUUUGUGACUUUCCCUUCGCUUUCCCUUCACUUUCCGCCUUGCCAGAUAUACGAUCAGACUCAUCAGAGUGAUGUUUAACAAGGCAACUAUUUCUUAACUGCACAGGAAGGAAGAGUUGAAGGAGCUUAAAAGGAGCUAAGAAAGAGUUCAAGGAGCUGAUUCUGCCGGAUCACAUGGAGGGGGAAAUAACUUCAAAUAAGUUGGAGUAACUCUUCCUUGUUCUCACAAUGAAGAGAAGACUACGACUUUCCCGCCUUGCAGGCAGGGAGGGAGGACAUGCGGGGAGGUGGUUGGGUGAAGUAUGCACGAACGAGACACACGGGUAGUUUGACUGCAGAGAGGAGGGGGGGGAGGGGAAGUAGGAGGUGGGUCCAUAAGACUUGGUCGUGUCGGUGCCGAAGGAAGUCGUCCGAGGCUUUGAGAUCAACCGGCAGUUGUCGGUGCAGGGAUCGUUCUCGUUAAAAAAUAACUGCGUGGAGUAACUGUUGCAAUGAACAGAGAUGGCCGUUUAUCAUUCUCUGUUCGAUGAAAGGAACUGCGUGCCGAUGAAUGAUGUUGCAAUGAACGCCCUCUUGUUGU
Molecule: messenger RNA, 3143 nt
Organism: Chara braunii
Lineage: Eukaryota; Viridiplantae; Streptophyta; Charophyceae; Charales; Characeae
Source: the annotation of a GenBank genome assembly